Boeremia exigua is the source of this 6264-nucleotide messenger RNA. Its product is annotated as ankyrin repeat-containing domain protein. Gene Ontology annotation, molecular function: protein binding. The transcript has 2 exons. The annotation marks the transcript as partial. Lineage: Eukaryota; Fungi; Ascomycota; Dothideomycetes; Pleosporales; Didymellaceae. The record is from RefSeq and is a predicted model, not a curated record.
UCAUGAACGAAGCGUCGUCUUUCUGGGAGGACGCUGUGUUUGUCGAACGUGAUGAAGUUCAUGAGCACAAUGAAGAAAACAUAAUCGCUCAGGAUGACGAUACGAUCGCCUCAAUACGCUCCUGGCUCCAACCGACCGACUUCAACAGCGAAGGGAGCGAGUAUCAAAAACACUUGUUGUCCCAUCUUUCAGGCACGGGAGCAUGGGUGUCAGCGUCGUCGAUCUACCAACAAUGGCAUGAGAGCAGCAAGCAUGGGCUACUCUGGGUGCGGGGUAUUCCCGGCUCAGGCAAAUCAGUCCUUGCGGCAAAAGCGGUCCAUAACUUGUUGCAAGAGCGGGCUCCAGUACUAUACUUCUUUUUCCGGCAGAUCGUGGACGCCAACCACAGACCUCGAGCUGCUUUGCAGGAUUGGUUGACACAAGUGCUUCCAUACAGUCCGCCUUUGCAACUUCAGCUCAAGACCUAUAUCGAUGACUCUGGUGGCCAAUUGUGUAGGCUUGACAGCGUUUCCAUGUCCGAUCUCUGGCAGCAUCUACGCACAGCUCUGGCGCAUAUGAGCAAAGCCUAUUUGGUCGUAGAUGCACUUGAUGAGAUGGAUCAGGGACCCGAAGCAGAUGCUUUCGUACAAUCCUUGUCGGACUUAGCCCGCUGGAGACCAUCUCAAGUCAAGGUUCUCAUGACCAGUCGCCCCGUGGCAAAUGUCAAGCGGUCGCUAUCAGGGACUGCUAUUCUCAGACUCAAAAUGGACGAAGGGAAUGUUGAUCGGGAUAUCAGCGCAUACGUACGAGCUAGACUCGAGCAUUCAGAAAUUCCCCUUGAAUAUUAUUCUCCGAUCCAAGCCGCGGUACCCGGUAGGGCCAAGGGCCUGUUUCUUUAUGCAAAGCUCGCAAUGGAUGCUUUGCUCAAGGACGGCGUCGAUAUCAGCCAGGCACUGGGUGAGAUACCAGAGAACCUCAGCCAAAUGUAUACACAACUCCUCAGCCAACACGCAGCAAGAUCCGGUGUUUCAGUGGACGAGCAACAGCUUAUUUUGAAAUGGAUGACGCAUUCUGUUAGAUCGUUGCGACUUAUCGAACUGGCCGACGUCCUCAGCCACCAACACACAUUGAUCGAUAGGAACCUCGGAGCAGCAAAAGGCAUACUUCGCUUGGCUUGUGGGUCGCUUUUGGAGCUACUACCCGAUGAGACACUAUGUGUCGUCCAUCAUUCGUUGACCGAGUUUCUGAGAGGUGAGGUACGGACGGGAAUGGAGGAGUACCCUAUCCUAGAACCUCUGACCACGCAUCACCAGCUGGCUCUGAUGUGUCUUUCAUACCUCCAGAAUGGCUGUCUGCAAGACGGUGAGCCGCAGCCACCCUCACGUCAUAAUCCGUUUGCCCCGGCUCCUGCCAAACCUCUCUUAGCUCCGUUCGCUAAGUACGCAGCUGUGAACUGGAGUACGCAUGUUCUUCAAUCUGGUGAGGACGGCGUGGCAGAAAUGAACAGCGCACUCGAUAAAUUCACCACACAUACUCAUUUCCAGACUUGGGCUCACGUAGCUGGGUUGCGAAAAGACGCCAGAGACGUGACCACGCCCAUAUCUAUGGCAAUCGGUUUGGGUCUUUCGGAUUAUUUAAGACACCUCCUCGAAAGAUCUGAUGUCCAUGUGAAUGAAGGCGCGCCAAUUGUGUCGGCUGCUGCGAGAGGUUUCACUGACGUUGUGGACCUGCUCGUGAAAAGUGGUGCAAAUGUAGACCAGUACGACGCUGGAGGCUAUACCGCUCUUCAUCGCGCUGCGAUGAACAAUCAUCCGGCGAUCAUGACUCUACUACUACAGGCAGGCUGUAACAUUGAUCUGGCAACUACGACACGCAGCAUGGAUUCUGGUUUCUCACACCGCCAAUGCCGAGCAUCAUGGUUUGCAUGCGACCGCGGUCACAUCGAAGCGCUUGCAGAGCUACAGAAGUGUAUGACAACAUUGGAUCAAGUCGGGUACGCUUUGAGGGUUUCUGUUGAACGCAAGCGUACAUACUUGGUACGACAGCUGCUGGAACAUCGCUUGAUGAACUCGAACCCACACGAGAAUCUCAGAGAAUCAUCUGAGGCAGAUGGUGGUACUCUCGAAGAGAGACGGAAUGCUCUCCUGGUACUGGCGUGCGACAACCGCGACUUGGACACCAUCGAGCUCCUACUCGCUGCCGGUGCGGAUGCAAAUGCAAGGGCCUUGCAUGCCCUGGCCCGCUCGAAAGCGAGAGUCGAUCCAGAAACUGCGACGCAAUGCUUCGCGAUGAUCAUAGGAGCGGGUGUGGACCUUAAUGCUCCAGACUACGGCAGUAACAGUCCGCUACACUACGCCGCGGACGCUAUCGCAGCCAAAAUGUUGUUGGAAGCAGGAGCUGACAUUGAGUCACACGGUCAAGAUGAAGAAACUCCCGUGUUCACAUGUGCCAGUGUCGAGGUCUUGAAGGUGUUGGUAGAAGUCGGUGGUGCCAAUCUGGAGAAAAGAAACAGGGACGGCAGAACCCCGCUUCUAGCAUCCAUGUACAGGAGUCUCUCAACCCGGAAAGACGAAAAGGCUAUACUGGCACUAAUCGACCUUGGAGCGGAUGCGAGUGCCGUGGACAAUGAAGGUAACGGCGUGUUCCACUACGCAAUCAAGGAGUUCAGUUCCGAAUUUCCGCAAGGUCUCAUCGAACGAUUCUGUGCAGCAGGUGCAGACAUCAAUCGAGUGAACAACCUUGGCGAGGCUCCAAUUCAUCUUACAAAGAUUGAGAUACGAAAGGGUUUUGGCGUCGGAGAUUUUCCAAUCCCCAGAAGGACGCCUCAGUUCGAAACAUUGGUCGCCGCAGGCGCACGCCUUGCAACUACCGCGGCAGAUGUCAGCAAAGAUCCACUGUUCAAAUGGAUCAGCAAUUCGAUCUGCGAUGCUCACGAUUCGCACCUGGCCGAUGUGAAGGAAACCUUGAUCAAAUACGGGGCUACUCUGGAUGUCGUUGAUGACGAAGGAAGGACUCUUCUUCAUGCUGCAGUCACAGACACCAGACACAAGGCGCACAUGAUUUUCCUGCUCGAGCAAGGACUUGACCCUCAGGCAGUCGAUUACAAAGGCAACACUCUCUGGCACGAAGCGGCCUCGCAUCUAGCCGGCAUUUCAUAUACGCCACAAGAUAAGCCCGCGGAGCCCUUCGAGCAGCUGACGCAGAUGGACAUCAAUCCGAUGCAGCCCAACCAUCUAGGCCGCAUUCCAUUACAUAUUCUCAGUGCUCUUUGGCCAUGUGCAAUACAUGAUUUUAAGAGGUCAUCGAGAGCCGUCAUCGGCGCGGGUCAUGCAGAAGUGGAGACGGCGUUCGAUAUGAUGCUAUCUUUGUCUCCGGAGGUUGACAUAGUAGACAAAGAGGGUGUGACACCUCUCCAUCUAGCUUCUACCCUUUCCGAGUUUCUUGUUGGCAGGCUACUAUCAAGGGGCGCUGACCCAUCUCGCGUUACCAAGGAAGGCUGCAACGUCAUUCACCUUGCAGCUCGAGCCGCAAAGCCAAAUAUUGUGGGGAUGCUGCUUGCAGUGUUGCGAUCCAAGUCCAUUUCGGCCCUCGUAUCUGCCGCGAAUGCUAGAGAUCAUCUUGGACGAUCGCCUCUGUAUUACGCUUGCCUAGCGGGAUCAUACGAGUCUGCUCAAUUCCUGGUAGAGGCAGGAGCCACCGUCGACAUUGAAGACUACUCGACCUCCCCAUGGAGAGCCAUCGCGAGGUUUGAGGUGCAGUCCUUGAACUACAGCAGCCGAUCCGGCGACAAAAAGGUGGGUUCUGUGUUGAUCGCUCACGAUGGCGAGUCCGCGGAUAAGCGCAUCAUGUACUUUGGCAAGGAAAGGCUUGAUGAACUCGUGGCUCUUCUUCUUGCUAACUCCAUGGGUUCAAUGUCAAUCAUAGACCAGUCCAUUCUUGAUGCAGCAUCGUUCGACGCAGACUACACAGUCGAGCGUCUGCUUGAAGCCAGAAACGCAGCGCACCUUGGCGAGUACAACGCAGUGGAUGGGCAGGUCACUGCAAGUAUCGCGAGAAUACGGGUAAAGCGCGAGGAUCUUGGGAAGCCAUGCAAGAAUUGCUCGAAGGCGCACUACAAAUCACCCCUUCAAGCCGCCAUGAUUCUGAACGAUCAUCGAUCGCUACCGGACGCCUUGGUAGCUGAAGAAGAUAAAAGCUAUCAGCAAUCAACUCUUCGAAAUCUGGUAUCCAGCGGAAAUGCAUCGGCUAUACGCCAUGUUGUGAAGCUUCAUGGGCCACAAGUUCUCGAUGAUCGAUCUUGGGGUCAGCAGGAUAACGUGCAACGGCGUCAUUCAUACCAGAGACCAGAAGACGUCGAGCCUUUGCUCCUCAAGGCCUGCAGAGGUGCAGUACCGCAUCUCGACACGAUACGAGUUCUUGUUGAACAAGCUCAGCAUAAUAUAAAUAUUCAGCAACAAGCCACGAAGAAAAAAGAAGCCUACUACUCGGGUUUGACAGAUUCUGGAGGCUACGUCGAGGGCGAAUGUGCUCUGCACGCCCUCGUACGUGGUGAGCAUUGGUGGCAUGUCAACCAAGGCUUGCGCUACUUCUUGGAGCGCGGUGCAGAUACAGAGCUUCGAGAUGUCCACGGCAUGACACCCUUGAAUGCUGCCCUCAAUCGUUGUGGUUGGCUCAUCUUCGACAGAACUGCAGUCAAGCUUCUCGUCCAGCACGGCGCGGACGUCAACACCGUGGAUCGAAUGGGUCACUCGUGUCUCGCCAAAGCCUGCUCUGAUCCGGAAAUGGCCAGGCUGCUACUAGACCGCGGCGCAGUCGUUACUCAGAGAGUACUUAUCCAAGCCAUUGAGCUGAUGGACCCAGACUUACUCACACUACUUCUCUCGCGUGGCGGGGAUCCAAAUAUCCGCGGAGAAUCCGAACGGGCACACUCGAUCUCAUCAAAUGGGCGUUAUCCUUUGCACCAUGCAAUCGUGGAGAUGAACAACCGGCAUCAUAGCAACAAAGCAGACCAAGAAAAGUUUAGGAGCAUGAUAACCGUACUGCUCGACCACGGUGCAAAUCCGAGUGCAGCAUACGACUCCACAACCAUCCUGCACGAGCUUCUGCGUGGGAACGAAGCCCUCGAUCAAUUGUUCACAUUAUCCAAGAGUAAAUUCAAUAUCAACGUCCGAAACGCGGCAGGAGAAACGCCUCUGCAUCUGGCAUGCCAAGGAAGAAGUCUACGUCGACGUUCAAGUGACAGCGACAAGCCGAGCACACUCAGAUUGCUCAUCUCCCACGGCGCAGACAUCCGCUCCCAGGAUAAUGAGGGAAAUACCAUAUGGCACAUCUUCAGCAAAACAGGCUCCUACGGUUACUCAAACGUGGACCUCCAGUCUCUGUUCGAAAGCGCGCCCAAUCUUAUCAAUACUCCGAACAAGGCAGGCGUAACACCACUGCACGCAGCCAUAAGCCACAUUUCACGGUCGCCAAUACUGAACUUCCUCCUCGAUAAUGGAGGCAACCUGCAUGCCCUAGACAGGAAGGGAAACUCGCUGCUGCACUGCCUUCUCCGCAACGACUGGACGGUACAUAAUUCCCGCAAGGUCAAAGGUAUAUCACUUCCAUUCUUCACCCGCCUUCUGGCCGCAGGCUUGGAUGUGAACCACAGAAACGAAGAGGGCGAGACGCCCGUGUUUAAUUUCUUCCGGCACAGCAAGGUUGGGCCUUGUAACUGUGGCAGGCAGGACCUCUUCGCGACGCGGAAAGCGAAAGUGCAAGCGAAAGCCAAAGAGCAGCCGGGGGUGGAAGAGCAGCCAAAGGCUAGAGGUCACGAGAAUGCAGAGACCCCCGCCUCACCUCGCUACACUUUGCUCGAUCAGUAUGUGUACGACAUCUUCACCCGCGCAGGUGUAGACUGGCACGCUGAAAGCGCAAGAAAGCAGAACGUACUGCAUAUCAUCGCGGGCCUCGCGAAGCCGGAAAAUGAUAAACGGCUUCGGGAUUUGGGGCAGGGUGGUCUUGCUGCGAAGUUCAAGGCCUUGAUGGAUAUGGGGGUGAAUGCAGGGUUGGAGGAUGUGGAAGGCAGAACACCUGUAGAUGUUGCGGCUGAGCUAGGCUACAAGGACAUACUGGAACUGUUUCAGGAGGGGUAAGAGAAUGUUGGUAGCUCGGGGUUAGGCCUGAGUGAAGGCUUAGCGGGGUGGAAGAAGUAAGAGUAAGUAGUUCAAGUACAAAAGUAUCAAAUGAGUAGAUAAAGUAGCUCGUCGAUCGCUACGAGAUGCUCUUGCUUCUUUCCAAUGAGUA